AACGGCAACGCUGGCUACCCUGCAGACCGACAAAUAAUUGUACAUAAUAUUUGUGUAAAAAUGAAUUCGGCUUUGUUACGGGGUUUUCUGAAUAAAACUUGGAGAACUUCCAUACUAGUUCCCUUAAAAACUUACGUUCCCCAACCGCCAGUGCUAUUGAACUUGAAUUGUUCCCGUAACACCAGUUUUUUUAACAAAUUACCUGCUGAGGAUAUUUGGCGUGGAGUUACAGCAGUUAGUAAUGCUGGCAAGAAAAGAGGUCGUGGAAAGGGAACGGGAAAAAAGACGGCAAAGGAUCUGAAUAGAGGGCAAACCAUCGGUCUUGGAAAAAAGAAUUUCGUAUGGCCGGGUCUAAAUUCACCGAUUAUCCGCGGAAAUGAUCUUAUUCAACAGCAGCCACUGGCUGAAAACUUGGAGAGAGAAAAGAAUAUUAUAAAGCUGCGUGAUUCUAUGGGUGGCUUUAGAAUGAUGAAGCUUAAUCCAAUAGAUCGUGGAUGGUCUGGAAGCAAAAUGCCCGGUCGUAGUAUUGGACCCCCAGAUGCAGUUGGUGAUGAGGAAUUCGAAUCAUUCGACACUCGCGUUUUGGAGAAUAAAAUUGUCUUCAUUAUGAAAGGCAAUAUGGGCAGGAAACGAAGGUAUUCCGUGUUAUCUGUGACCGGAAAUGGCAAUGGUUUGGCAGGAUUUUCUGUGGCCAAAGCUCCAGAGGUUCGAACAGCUUUACGAAAAUCAAAAAAUCGAGCGGGACAAAAACUAAUUAAUAUUGAUUUAUGUGAAAAUAGAACUAUUUACCACGAUUUUUACACUGGUUUUGGCAAGACGAAAAUAUUUUGCUUCAAAAAACCGGAGGGUUAUGGUUUGGUCUGCCAUCGGGCCAUUCAAACCAUUUGUAAGGUUGUAGGUAUUAAGGAUCUGUAUGCUAAAAUUGAGGGAUCGACAAAUCUGCAACAUAUAGUUAAAGCAUUUUUCAUUGGCCUUAUGCGACAGAAGUCCUACCAAACGAUUGCCAAUGCAACAAAUUUGCAUGUUGUUGAAUUCCAAAAGGCCACCAACGGCGUCGCACAAAUACAAGCAGUCCCUUUGACAACGGAAGCGACUAACAAGCCACCAAAUCGGAUUAUAGACUUCAUGCAAUAUACAUUGGGAAACAAAAUCGUGUUAAAAAAGAAAAAAAUUGCUCCAUUUUAUGUGAAUACGAAAGGACAUACCCUAUAUCAAAUUAAACAGGAGCGUUUUAGAAAUCAAGCAAAUGUACGCCUUCACAAAUUGGUUAAUCAAUGAUUAAAUAAAAUGUUAAACUGAAA
This is a messenger RNA of Drosophila willistoni, 1301 nucleotides long. RefSeq names its product 28S ribosomal protein S5, mitochondrial (gene mRpS5). The record is from RefSeq and is a predicted model, not a curated record. Gene Ontology annotation, molecular function: structural constituent of ribosome; RNA binding. The transcript has 2 exons. The coding region runs from base 61 to 1278 and encodes 405 amino acids. Gene Ontology annotation, cellular component: ribosome. NCBI's taxonomy places the organism in Eukaryota, Metazoa, Arthropoda, Insecta, Diptera, Drosophilidae. Gene Ontology annotation, biological process: translation.